Messenger RNA from Hyla sarda, 1276 nucleotides. It is a transcript of the gene ANKRD63, whose product is annotated as ankyrin repeat domain 63. The transcript is spliced from 2 exons. Gene Ontology annotation, molecular function: protein binding. Bases 291 to 1268 code for a protein of 325 amino acids. Lineage: Eukaryota; Metazoa; Chordata; Amphibia; Anura; Hylidae. The record is from RefSeq and is a predicted model, not a curated record.
UACAGAGUCCAGGGCAGUGAUGACAGGUGUAGAUGUUAUACAGAGUCCAGGGCAGUGAUGAUAGGUGUAGAUGUUUGUUAUACAGAGUCCAGGGCAGUGAGGACAGGUGUAGUGCAGUCUCCCUCUCCUCCCCAUUAUCACUCUGGACCCUCCCAGGCUCCAGCAGCAUCACCGGUCCCCGUUGCCAUGGUGACAAUCUAGUAUAAAACUCCGGGGCUCGGGCAGCCCCGGGACUCACAGCGGGGAUCGCGGAGGUCACAUCACCGGGACAGCUCAGCUCUCACCCGAGGAUGCUCCGUCCCCGGGACCUCCGGCGCAGCUCGGGCACACGGACCUUCCUGGACGCUAUGCACGGCGGUAAGGUGCACCUGGCCCGCUUCGUCCUAGACGCCCUGGACCGGAGGAUCGUGAACUCUCCGGCGGGGGAGCAGGGUCGCACCCCGCUCAUGUUCGCCGUGUGCCUGCGGGAAGCCGAGCUCCGGUCCCGCUUCGUGCGGCUGCUGCUGGACAAGGGCGCGGAUGUGAACGGGAGGGACGAGUCGGGGCGCACGGCGCUGAGCCUGGCCUGUGAGCUCGGACACCUGGAUGCCGUGAAGCUGCUGGUCCAGCACAGUGCGGACCCCGAGAUCCCGGACCGCAACGGGAACCGAGCGCUGAUGUACGCGGCGUCCUGCGGCCACAGUGCGGAGCUCCUCUUCCUGCUCCGCUCCUACAAGCGCUUCGGGCUCCGCCUGGACGCCACCAACCGGGCGGGAAUAUCGGCUCUGGACGCCGCCCGGGUGUCCGGUCACUGGGAGUGUGAGAGAGCCCUGAGGGGACGGAGCCCGGACUCCAGGAACGGGGAGAACACCGCCCGCAGCCCCAAGCCGCUGUCCCGCCAGAUGCUGGAGCGCUUCUCCCGGCCCUUCUCCCACCGCAGGGGCCAGGACGAGGAGGACAACAGCCGGGGAAUCCUCGUCCGCUCCGCCAGCUGUGUCCCCGCCCACACGGAAGACAAAGCCCUACCGGAGAAGGAAACCCUUCGGAUCCCCGAGCCCGGGAUCCAGCGAGCGCACAGCUGGGACGGCUCCUGCCCCGGUGAGGAGACACAGUGCAGCCGCCUGCUCCGCCGGGUCACCUCACCGGACUUCUGCCAAGGACUGCGCCGGGGACUGUCCGGGGAUAACCUGCCCUGUUUUACAGGAGACUUAAGGCGGGAGAGAAGGGACAGUGUCUGCAGCCGGAGCCAGCUCUUACCGACCAGCAGCUGGCAGGCCUUGGCAUUGUGACCCAGGAG